Messenger RNA from Cheilinus undulatus (humphead wrasse), 1814 nucleotides. RefSeq names its product retinal dehydrogenase 1-like. The record is from RefSeq and is a predicted model, not a curated record. Gene Ontology annotation, molecular function: benzaldehyde dehydrogenase (NAD+) activity. The transcript has 14 exons. Bases 45 to 1688 code for a protein of 547 amino acids. NCBI's taxonomy places the organism in Eukaryota, Metazoa, Chordata, Actinopteri, Labriformes, Labridae.
AAAGCUGCUCCGCGGACUGACGGAGAGACAGGAGGAACGGAAACAUGCCGGUAACCGGAGUGGGAACUCACCCGACAGGAGGAACCCCACCUGCUUCUUCCUCAGUGGGAAAACAUGCCAGCAUGAACUCUGGAAAUGGGUGCAACCACCAGGAUCCAGAGCAGAGUCUCAAACCACAGCAUGUAGAUGGAGCUGAGCCACACACUCUCCCCAUGCCCAUCCCAGAUCUCUCCAUUCACUACACCAAGCUGUUCAUCAACAACGAGUGGCUGGAGUCCUGCAGCGGAAGAAAGAUUUCUGUGUAUGAUCCUGCUACAGGGAACCUGCUGUGUGAAGUGGAGGAGGCUGACACAGAAGAUGUGGACGAGGCAGUGAGGAGUGCCAGAGCUGCCUUUCAAACGGGGUCACCAUGGCGGUCCAUGGAUGCCUCCGAUCGAGGUCAACUACUCAACAGACUCGCUGACUUAGUGGAGCGAGACCGGCUACUACUGGCAACACUAGAGAGUCUAGACUCUGGAAAAGUGUUCCUCAUGGCAUAUUUUGUGGAUCUGUUGGCCACAAUCAAAACCUUGAGAUAUUACGCAGGCUGGGCUGAUAAAAUUCAGGGCAAAACCAUCCCUGUGGAUGGAGAGUAUUUUACUUACACACGGCAUGAGCCUAUCGGAGUAUGUGGCCAGAUUAUUCCUUGGAACUUCCCGUUGAUGAUGUUUACAUGGAAGAUCGCUCCAGCUCUGUGCUGCGGGAACACUGUAGUCAUCAAGCCUGCAGAGCAGACCCCAUUAUCAGCCCUUCACAUGGCUGCACUCAUCAAAGAGGCUGGUUUUCCUCCAGGUGUGGUUAAUGUGGUGCCCGGUUACGGUCAUACAGCUGGCUGUGCCAUUUCUCACCACAUGGACAUCGACAAAGUAGCCUUCACUGGAUCCACUGCUGUUGGGAAACUAAUCCAGAAGGCUGCAGGUGAAAGCAACCUGAAAAGAGUUACACUGGAACUCGGGGGAAAAAACCCAAAUAUUGUUUUUGCCGACUGUGACUUAGAGUAUGCAGUGGAGCAGGCCCACAGUGGUCUGUUCUUCAACCAGGGUCAGUGCUGUCUGGCUGGAUCCAGGGUGUUUGUAGAGGAGCCGAUCUACGAAGAGUUCGUCCGCCUCAGUGUAGAAAAAGCCAAAUCCAAAGUCUUAGGAAACCCCUUACUGCCAGGGGUUGACCAAGGACCACAGAUUGACCAGAAGCAGUUUGAUAAGAUAAUGGAUCUGAUAGAGAGCGGGAAGAGGGAGGGGGCUACACUGGAGUGUGGGGGUUCCUCGUGGGGUCAGCAGGGACUUUUCAUUCAACCCACCGUCUUCUCAAAUGUCUCCGAUGAAAUGCGCAUCGCCAAAGAAGAGAUUUUUGGUCCAGUGCAGCAGAUCAUGUGUUUCCGAAGUGUCCAUGAAGUCAUCCAGAGGGCAAACGCCACACACUACGGCCUGGCAGCAGGAGUGUUUACUAACGACAUCGACAAAGCCCUCACAGUCUCCUCUGCCCUGCAGGCUGGCAUGGUCUGGGUGAACUGCUACAAUGCCAUGAGUGCUCAGUGUCCCUUUGGCGGCUACAAGAUGUCUGGAAAUGGAAGAGAACUGGGUGAAUACGCGCUCCAAGAGUACACCGAGGUCAAAGCAGUCACCAUAAAAGUCUCGAAGAAGAACUCGUAGUUCUUCACAUAACAGGACUGACCUUCUCCUGGCUUUUAAAGUCUUUUUCACUAAAUGACUUCUCCAAAAAUUGUAAAUAAUCUAAUGGCUUCUGAAUAUCUGUGACACCAUGAUCAUUUAUUCCUG